Molecule: messenger RNA, 2264 nt
Organism: Cuscuta epithymum
Lineage: Eukaryota; Viridiplantae; Streptophyta; Magnoliopsida; Solanales; Convolvulaceae
Source: the annotation of a GenBank genome assembly
AGUUUAUGUACCUCUCAGUCUCGAUUGCAUCAUCAGAUACUCUUUACUCCCCCGCUCCCAAGUUGAUGUACCAAAUUGACAUUUUUCUCUAUAAAUAACAGAGCUGCACGCGCAAAACGAUGGCCGCGCUGAGAUACUCACUAUUGACUGCACAUAUCGCGAUUACUUCUACGUCUACUUCUGCUUCUAGGAUUUUCCUGAAAUUUCGAUCUAGCCCGACCUGGCCUAUUUCAUAUUCGGUUUCACCACUCUGCCGUAGAAGAUCUAGUAGCACCACUCACUCCAUGGCUCGGGAUACACUUGGCCUCACUUAUCCCAUUAAACUCGACCAUCCCAAGAUCUCAUUUGCCGCAAAAGCUACCGAUUUGGUUGAAUGGAAAGGAGAUAUCCUUGCAGUAGGCGUUACAGAGAAAGAUAUGGCAAGAGACGAGAACUCUAAGUUCCAGAAUACGAUCUUGCAAACGCUAGAUUCAAAAUUGAGCGGUUUGCUAUCAGAAGCCUCAUCCGAGGAGGAUUUCUCUGGGAAAUCAGGACAAUAUACUGUUCUUAGACUUCCUGGCAUUGGUUUUAAAAGGAUUGGGUUAGUAGGGCUUGGCCCAGCAGUUUUUUCAACCAAGGCUUAUCGGGCUCUGGGUGAGACCAUUGCUGCGGCUGCUAAAUCUACCCAGGCAAGUAGCAUUGCUGUUGCACUUGCUUCUGUUGAUGGCCUUUCGGAGGAAUCAAAGAUCAGUACUGCCUCUGCAAUAGCAAUCGGAACUGUGCUUGGCACUUUUGAAGAUAACAGGUUUAAGUCAAAGUCGAAGACUCCCACCCUUAAGUCUGUUGAUAUUAUUGGUCUUGGAAUUGGGGAUGAGAUCGAAAAAAAGCUCAAAUAUGCAGAACUUGUUUGUUCGGGUGUGAUAUUUGGGAAAGAGCUUGUGAAUACACCUGCCAAUGUACUUACCCCAGAGGUACUUGCUGAGGAGGCAAAAAGUAUUGCUUCAUUGUACAGUGAUGUUCUUAGUGCAAAAAUAUUGGAUGUUGAGCAGUGCAAAGAAUUGAAAAUGGGAUCUUAUUUAGGAGUUGCUGCGGCUUCUGCAAAUCAUCCUCAUUUCAUUCACUUGUGCUACAAACCUACUGGUGGAUCAGUCAAAUCCAAGCUUGCUUUAGUUGGAAAGGGAUUGACUUUUGACAGUGGGGGUUACAACAUCAAGACAGGCGCAGGCUGUUCCAUCGAAAUGAUGAAAUUUGACAUGGGUGGUGCAGCAGCAGUAUUAGGUGCAGCCAAAGCCAUAGCACAAAUAAAACCCGCUGGAGUGGAAAUACAUUUCAUUGUUGCUGCUUGUGAGAAUAUGAUUAGUGGGACCGGCAUGAGACCUGGAGACAUCCUCACAGCUUCAAAUGGAAAGACAAUUGAGGUUAACAAUACUGAUGCUGAAGGAAGGCUUACACUUGCCGAUGCCCUAGUAUACGCCUGCAAACAGGGUGUAGAUAAGAUAGUAGAUCUGGCUACACUAACAGGUGCCUGUGUAGUUGCUCUUGGACCCUCAGUUGCUGGGAUAUUCACGCCCAGCGAUGACCUGGCGAAGGAAGUGCUGGAAGCAGCUAAUGUCAGCGGUGAGAAACUAUGGAGGAUGCCUAUGGAGGAGAGUUACUGGGAGAGUAUGAAAUCGGGAGUGGCUGACAUGGUUAACACUGGCGGUCGCCAAGGGGGUGCAAUCACUGCAGCUCUUUUCUUGAAACAGUUUGUUGAUGAGAAGGUAGAGUGGAUGCAUAUUGACAUUGCGGGCCCGGUGUGGAAUGACAAGAAGAAGUGUGCAACGGGGUUUGCGAUUCCUACUCUGGUUGAAUGGGUGCAGAAAAACUCUUCCUAAGUGAUAUGUUACUCACACGACAACAACAGCAAACAGCAACAAGAAGACAGUGGCCUGAGGUUCUGAACAGAAAAAUGAAAAUGUUGUUGAACUUGUCUCAGAUACUUUGGAAUGACUAAGAAUACUGUUUAUAAGGAUACAAAAGUUUUUUUGCCCUGCUUUUAUUUUGGUCAUGAAUAAUAAAAUUGACAUGUUCAUCUCUGAUGGCUGGUCAUUUCAUGUGUUUGUUUAAAUGGCUUUUGCAUCUUUCUCCAGUUGCAAGAGCCUCACCAUUCACAAAGGCUCUAAAACUAUAGUACGUCUCAUGGAUUACAUGAUCCCUUACCAUUUUACAUCCAAGUUAGAAAAAAAAUUAUAAAUUAUUCUUAGAUAUUUACAACAAUAUUCUUAAAUCCAUAGCCUUUAUAGAAU